AGUGAUGGAUGAAGCGUGGACAUAUAAGUUGUAAAAAAGAAAACAAUCUUUAACCUUCAGUUCAAUUUAGCAAUUAAGAUGUAUGAACAAAAAUGAAUGAAAAUUAAUGACAAUUUGACACUAAUAUUAAUGAAUCUAUCGCCAAAUGUGUAAUGUUAUUCGAAAUUAUGGGCAUUGUUAAAUGAGUUCAGAACUUUUCAACAGUUUGGCUUGAUGGUGAUUUUGAGCGUGUUGAUUUGAAAUACAUUAUUGGAUUUUGAGCCUUAAAAAAAUGCCUCUUGGAAUCCCACCUAAAUAUACCGUUUACGGUGUGAUUGGCUUUGCUGUUUCCUUCUGCGGUGCUAUAAAGUAUUAUUCAAGAGGAUCAAAAUAUAAGGGUAAAAAGAAUUGUUUAGGUAAAACAUUUAUUGUCACUGGGGCUAAUUCAGGUAUUGGCAGAGAAACAGCCUUUAACUUUGCUAAAGAAGGUGGUAGAGUUAUACUGGCAUGUAGAGAUAUGGAGAAAUGUGCUGCAGCCAAGAAAGAAAUAAUAAAUUUUACCUAUAAUGUACAAGUAAUAUGUAAAAAAUUAGAUUUAGCAUCCAUUAAAUCAAUUAGGCAAUUUGCUGAGGAAAUAAAUAAAGAAGAAACACAUGUUGAUGUUUUGGUGAAUAAUGCUGGAGUUAUGAGAUGUCCUGAAACUCUCACAAAAGAUGGUAUUGAAAUGCAUUUAGGGGUCAAUCAUUUAGGUCAUUUUCUUCUGACUAAUUUACUAAUAGAGAAAUUAAAAGGGUCAGUGCCAUCACGUGUUAUAAAUGUGACAUGUUCAGCUUUUGUGAAUGGAAAAAUUAACUUCAAAGAUUUGAAUAGUGAAGACUCUUAUGAAGAAGGAGUAGCUUAUUCACAGAGUAAAUUAGCACUUAUGUUAUUUACAAGAGAAUUAUCAAAAAAAUUACAAGGUACUGGUAUCACGGUUAAUGCUGUACAUCCUGGUAUGUCAAAAACUGCAAUCAUGAGACAUACAAGAUUAUAUAAUUCAAAGAUUAGUAGCUUCUUUUUCUGGCCAAUUCAUUUCUUUGUGUUUAAAAGUGUUGAUAGAGCAGCCCAGACAGUAUUGUUUGCUGCUUUAGAUCCUAGUUUACAGGAUGUGUCUGGUAAAUAUUUCAGUGAUUGUGAAGAGAAAGAGAUUUCAGAAAAUGCUUUAAAUGAUGAAGAUGCUAAAAGACUGUGGUUAACCAGUGAAAAAUGGACUCGAUUAACUUGAUCUUCAUUAAUAGUAGAAUAAUUGAAAUACUUGUGUGCUUUCUAUUGGAUAAUAAACAAUAAGGAUGUGCUGUGUUACAGUUGUUUAUCUGGAAUUUGUGACUGAUAGAUUCACCAAAUAGACCAAAAGGAUUCUAUUGAGCUUGUCAUUUAUAACAGCUAUCUUAACCCAUUUGCUAAGUGGUCAAAACGAACAUUGACCUAAGUAUAGUGAUAAGUGGUCAAAUUUAGCAAUGACCAAUGGAAAAUUGUUAAGUGGUUAAUGACCUAGGUAGAACUGUAAGUUGAAGGGUAACAAAUAACGAAGUAGUCAAAUUCAACAAUGAUCUGUGGCAGAUUGCUUAGUGGUAUUGGAGAGUUAAUGAAUGGCAGAAUAUUUCCCUUACGUUUGAGAGUUAAAUUUUAAAACUUGCUUGGUUACUCUUGAGAUGGAAUUAGUGAAGCACACCAGCAGAUUGCGAACAGUAUUUAUGUAGUCUGUGUUGUAUUGUAAAAUGUCAGUUAGUUUCUUUUGCCAAGGAGAAAUUUCUCAAGAACAAAUAUAGAUUAUCAGCCUCCAUCAUCCAGUCCAUCUUUUUCAAUUCACAGUUUUGGCUGAAGAUCUGGGCGUCAGAGACUAACAGCAUCUAUCAAUUAAUCAACCAAGAUUUUGUUUGUUAAAGAGUAAAACAUAAGAAAAAUAAAGUUAAUAACAGUUUUG
This is a messenger RNA of Lottia gigantea (owl limpet), 1942 nucleotides long. RefSeq lists its product as hypothetical. NCBI's taxonomy places the organism in Eukaryota, Metazoa, Mollusca, Gastropoda, Lottiidae. The record is from RefSeq and is a predicted model, not a curated record. Gene Ontology annotation, molecular function: oxidoreductase activity. The transcript is spliced from 8 exons. The coding region runs from base 272 to 1243 and encodes 323 amino acids.